Punctularia strigosozonata HHB-11173 SS5 is the source of this 2526-nucleotide messenger RNA. RefSeq lists its product as uncharacterized. The transcript has 3 exons. The record is from RefSeq and is a predicted model, not a curated record. Bases 204 to 2417 code for a protein of 737 amino acids. Lineage: Eukaryota; Fungi; Basidiomycota; Agaricomycetes; Corticiales; Punctulariaceae.
GUCGCCGUCGAUUUUCUGGUCAACGAUCUUGAUAUACGGCUGGCUUUACUUCAUCGCGCUCACUUUUACGGAGACAUCUUAUUUGCUCCAAUCCGUUUGCCGCCUGGCUAUCACCCUAAUCGACUCAUGCACGACUGCACCACGUUCACUCUCGAGAAGCCAACUGACACCGAUAAUACACACCUCACUUGUAUUCUACUCUAAUGGCACAAUCUCCUUCCGAUAUCACUGGCACGUCUCCCGCACCGUUCAGCCCCUUUUCAACAUAUUCCGGAUCUAGUCCUCUAGGCAGUGAGCUCGCCACAUCGGACGAUGCUCCUGACCUUGGCGCUUUUGCCAACGUCUUCCGCGAACUCGAACUAGAUCAAUCCACCACCCUCACAGUCCGCAACGUCACGCACCCCGUUAGGAGAAUAUCAUCAUCUGUCUUAGUUACACCAUCCGAUGAAUCCGCUACCACGAAUGACUUCGGUUCAGUCGCAUGGAGCCGACGCCGAGUCGCGGCUUAUCUCUCCGAGCCACGCACGAUUGACGACACUACCCCCGAUAACUCCGCUUCCGCUUCCGAAGACGAGUCUUCUGACACAGAGGCGGAGAUGGAAGAGGUCGACUUCUCCGACGAAGCGAUCCAGGAGCGAUCGCCCAAUGGCUCGCUCCAAGCGCCCGGCGGUCCUGAGUCCAGCUUGAGCCUGGAAGGCAAAGACCAGCCGUCCCUGGGCUAUUUGGACGAGGUUCUGAGUUUCCUCGCUGAGGAAGCUGCUCAACACGCCGCAAGGCACGCAGCCAGCAGCAAGAACACCUCUACCACGGCCCAGCCCUCGACACUCUCUACGUUGGACAGUGCUUUCCGCCACGUCGUUGAACCCAAGCGCAAGCGCCGUCGCAAGAAAUCUCGGCACGCCGUCACCCAAGUCCCGAGUCCGGACAAACAGCAACGUGUUCAAGACGAAGACGCGGUAUCUCCUGUUGACCCUCCAACGGAUGAGUCCUCAUCAGCUGACCCCUCGUCUUCGUUCGACAUCUCUUCAUCAUCCUACCGGAAUCGUCAACUUCAACUACAGACCGAAUCCACUCCCGCAACGCCUCCGCGAAAUCGUAAGGAGCGACGCAGGCUGCAGCAACAACAGCUCGCUACAGCCGCGCUGGCGAAGGUGGAGGCAACGUCUCGUCCCCAACUCAGCCAUAGUAGAUCUACCCCCGCUCUUCGUUUGAAUGUAUCAAUACCUCUCGACCCUCGGAUUCUGCGCCUGCGGGCCUUGGCACACAAACUCCGCAUGUUCUUCCCCGAAGACGCGAAGCACCUGUCGAGGAUCCUUUCUAGCGAUUCUCCCGAUGAAACGAACUUUGUAGACCCGCGUGGUCCAAAGCCGGCUCAUAAGGACAGCCUAAUCCAUGUCUUCGUCGAUCAUUCUAAUAUUCUCUUCGGACUCCUGUCUUAUAUAAAGCGUCGCGUCAACCCGUCGUCGCUGAAGAAGAAACACAUCUCCCACGCCGCUUUGGCCUUGAUCCUCGAAAGAGGACGACCGGUCACCCGACGAUGUCUCGUUGCAUCGUCUCCCCUGUAUCAACCUAUGGAUACGGCAGAGCAGCUCGGCUAUGAGGUCAAGAUCUAUGCCCGCGUCCCGGACACGGGAGAUGGCGCGGACCGCGUGCGGAAGCGCAAUGGGAGUGCGGACCUCUCCCGGGGUAACUACCCGAGCCAACAUCUUAAGGCGGGCAACGGAUACCGCGGUAGCGGAGACUAUUCCCACCUGUCUUCCCAGAGCCAGACUAACCCGAUACCGAUCAAUGGGAUGACCUCCGGGCAUAUGAAACAUGCACACAAGCGCUCCUCCGGCGGGGGAACCUCCGAAUCUGACCAUGGCCGCAGUGGCUCCGGCCCUGGAUCUGGAUCACAAUCACAGUCUCAGAAAUCAAAUGGCCAUGUACCCCAUCAGCCGACUCGACCGGGUAUGCUGAUGAAACCUCGUCGAGGGUCCUUGUCGCAGGCAAUGCCAGCAGUGGCCAACGUUGGCCAGUCUUUACCGACUAUCUCCACCCUUAGCAACCUGCACGCCUCGGGUCAAGGCACGCCGUCUCAGCGCGUCAAGUAUCGUGAGCAAGGCGUCGACGAGCUCCUCCAGCUGAAGCUGCUCCAGGCCAUCGCGGAAUCGGAUCCACCGCCAACGAACGCGACGAUCGUCCUCGCCACUGGCGACGGUAACGUCGGCCAGUUCAACGACCAAGGGUUCAUCGGCUGCGUAAGGACCGCCCUGAAAAAGGGUUGGAAGGUCGAACUAUACGCUUGGGAGGACGGUUUGAGUCAGCUGUGGAUGAAGGAGUUCGGGUCGUACACCCAAGGAAAGAAUGGUGGAGGCAAGGGCCAGUUCCGAAUUGUUGGCAUGCAGCAGUUUGCUUCGGACUUGCUUGUCCCGUAAGGGAUCUAGACUUGCGAUGGAACCUGACAUUCGAUCAUGUAUCGUUGUACAUGUAGCAGCUCACCUUGUACAGUACCGUAGAUGUUUGUGUAUAUGAUCUGUUUCAUAC